AUGUAUGAAAUACAAGUUCAAUAUAAUUCAGAGGUAUCCGAAUCCGGUAUGGACUACAGCGACAGUAGUUCUCUUACCUGGAUAGGACUGACCCAAGCAAAUUACCCUGCCAGUGCAACUUGGACAUGGACGGAUGGAACACCGUACGACUAUAAAGACUGGGCUCCGGGCGAGCCGAACGACACCAAAGGACAGGAGCACUGCGUGCAGAUACACAGUGACUAUGUCGGAAAAGAUCCGUCAAAGGACAGUAGCUAUCGCCGUUGGAACGACAUUCCAUGCAACACUUACAUGAGAUCAUACGUCUGCAAGAAAGCAGCUCUGCAUUGA
Molecule: messenger RNA, 330 nt
Organism: Cylicostephanus goldi
Lineage: Eukaryota; Metazoa; Nematoda; Chromadorea; Rhabditida; Strongylidae
Source: the annotation of a GenBank genome assembly